CGCUGUCGCCGUCAUUCAGAAGAAGAAGAAACCUCAAUGGAGGUGUUGCACUUGCACGCUCCCGAUUUCCCCAUUCGCUAUUCUCUUUUCAAACCCAUCUUACCCACUCGUAUACUCUCCUCCGUCAUCUUCCGCCGCCGCAACUCGGUCUCCGGCGUCCGGUUGUCGUUUCCGACGGCGUGCGCUGCGGCGGAGGUGUCUGAGGGUGGGAAGAUGGUGAUUGAACUGGUUGGAGCUUUCAACUCUCUGACGGAGAGGAUGAACGUGUUGUCGACGAGCUCUUCUCGUCUUCUAUUCAAGUCACUGAAGCUCUCAAUCCCCAUCUUGCAAAGUUCACCUCUUUCUCCCGAUGGUCGUUCUCCACUUUCCAAGGCCUUAUCUGUUGCUAUGGUUCUCGCUGAUCUCCAGAUGGAUGCGGAAGUUAUCUCUGCUGGGAUAUUGAGAGAGGUAUUGGAGGCAGGUGAAUUGACUAUUCAUGAAAUUCGAAACCAGAUAGGUGUUGCCACUGCUCAUUUGUUGCAUGAGAGUUUGCGUGUGAAGAACAUUCCAUCCAGAGUUGAUGUUCUCGAUGAUGAUAAUGCUGCUGCUUUGAGAAAGUUCUGCUUGACUUACUAUGACAUCAGGGCUUUGAUUUUGGACUUGGCUUUGAAGCUUGACACCAUGAGACAUCUUGAUUAUCUGCCGAGAUAUCAGCAGCAGAUCCUUUCUCUACAAGUUAUGAAAAUACAUGCUCCUCUUGCUUAUGCUGUGGGAACUAACUACUUAUCACUUGAGUUGGAAGAUCUCUCGUUUCGGUAUUUGUUUCCUUAUUCAUAUCUUUAUGUUGAUACAUGGUUACGGAGUCAUGAGACUGGGGGUAUAUCUCUUAUUGACAUAUAUAAGGAAGAACUUCUCCAGACACUAAAAGCUGAUUCCUUGCUCGCAGAACUUGUGGAUGAUAUCUCAGUUAAAGGUCGCUAUAAAAGUCGUUAUAGUACAAUGAAGAAACUUUUGAAGGAUGGUCGGAAGCCAGAAGAUGUAAAUGAUGUGCUUGGGCUACGAGUGAUAUUAAAUACUAAGCCUGGAGAUAAUACAUUGGAAUCUGGAGAGAGAGCAUGCUAUAGGACUCAUCAGAUCAUCCAAUCUAUAUGGAAAGAAAUGCCUUAUCGAACAAAAGAUUAUAUUGCAAUGCCCAAAGCAAAUGGGUAUAAAAGUUUACACAUGGCAGUAGAUGUAAGUGACAAUGGCAGGACCAGACCAUUGAUGGAAAUACAGAUAAGAACAACUGAAAUGGACAGGUUAGCUGUUGGGGGAACGGCAUCCCAUUCAUUAUACAAGGCUGGCCUUACGGAUCCAGAGGAGGCAAAGCGUCUAAAGACCAUCAUGCUGGCUGCAGCUGAACUGGCUGCUCUGCGCCUCAAAGAUUUUCCAAGCACAAAUCAUAAAGGGAUUGAGAUUGAUCAGAGGGAUAGAGUAUUUCGCCUUCUUGACAAGAACGGAGAUGGUAAAAUUAGCAUUGAGGAACUUACAGAGGUGAUGGAGGAGCUAGGUGCACCAGGAGAAGAUGCCAGAGAGAUGAUGGAGCUCCUUGAUUCAAACAGUGAUGGCUCCCUCAGCUCUGAUGAAUUCCAUAUGUUUCAGAAACAGGUUGAGUUGGUGCGUAGUUUAGAGGUCCGGGAUGAUGAAUACAAGAAAAUAUUGGAUGAGAAGCUUCAAAUGGCAGAUGACAGUGGUUUAAUCCAGGUAUAUAAUAAGGAGUUUGGCAACAGGCUUGCGAGCUAGUAGUGCAUCUAAUUGGAAGGAACAACGAACUCAUUCAGGUUGCCUUCCAUCCCCUCCCCCUCCCUGCUUCUGAAAAAUUAAAUAAGUAAAUAAAAAAUUUAACGCUCUUCCUUCCAUUCCUCAUAGGGUUCUCACUUAUUUAAUCUAUUAUGGGUGUAGCCUCAAGCCCUCAAACUAUCCUUAAAGGAAGUGAAAAUGAUCAGUAAGUUAGAGCUAUUUGUAAGUGAUAUAUUUUCCAUGUAAAUAAAUUAAUGGCAUAGUGAAAUU
Molecule: messenger RNA, 2028 nt
Organism: Gastrolobium bilobum
Lineage: Eukaryota; Viridiplantae; Streptophyta; Magnoliopsida; Fabales; Fabaceae
Product: probable GTP diphosphokinase CRSH, chloroplastic
Exons: 4
Coding region: 37-1761 (574 amino acids)
Biological process (GO): guanosine tetraphosphate metabolic process
Molecular function (GO): calcium ion binding
Source: RefSeq, a predicted model, not a curated record